Molecule: messenger RNA, 612 nt
Organism: Protomyces lactucae-debilis
Lineage: Eukaryota; Fungi; Ascomycota; Taphrinomycetes; Taphrinales; Protomycetaceae
Exons: 3
Coding region: 1-612 (203 amino acids)
Source: RefSeq, a predicted model, not a curated record
AUGGGCUACUCUAUUGGACGCACAAGAGGACGAACUGCAAAGCACUCUCCCAGAGGCAGUCUUGCAAGUCUCAAGCUCAACAUGGUGCCUGCAACCAGGCCUGAACUGUAUGCGCAGCCAGCGCAAGAGACAAUCAAAGGCCACUCCAGAUCGGGCAGCAACGUAUCCGGCAGGGGGAGUCGACGCAGCAGACUGCGCCACAGCAUACAAGAAUAUGAGGCCGAUGCCGCAGAAGAGACUUGGCGGGCGCUUGUUCGCUCACUCGUCCAAGCCGUACAACUGCGCUUUUCACAAGGUCUGACUGAGUUUGUCAUUAUGCUGGAACGGUCGGCAGACUUUCAGGACUUGUCGGAGGCGCAGUUGCAGCUCUUUGCUGACAAGCAGACAUCUGAGCGAAUCGUUUUACAGUGCCAGCGAAAGCUGCGAAAGAAGAGCAUCAUGCCACAAUUCAAGCUCGUCUUUAGUGCAAGCCAAAGCGUUGUCGGGAUUGAAUGUCAUUUGCCUGUCGAUGCACUCAAGCCAGGUGUGUGUCAAGCGCUAGACACAUUGAGAGAAGAAGCAAGGACGCUUGAAGACAUCGAAUCGUUGAGCCUGGGCGCAGAGAAACAAUGA